AUGGCAACCAAGUGCGCGAGGGCUAAGGAAGAGCGCCUCUCCCUCCUCGAGCUCCCGGCGGCCGACCCAGAUGACAAGAAGGCCAAAGCCAAGGACAUGAAGCGCAAGGGGGCAGCCGUGCUCGCGGCUGAACCGGAAAUAAAGCAUGGCUGUGACCACCCAGAGUCAUCCAAGGGCAGUCUGCGGGAGGAGCGGGAGGCCGCCACGGCGCGGACGGAGGACGAUGCCCAGGCCGCCGCGUCUGCGCAGGCGGAGGCCGCCGCGUCGGCGCAGGCGGAGGCGUCAACCAAGGCGGAGGCCGACGCCAAGGCUGCGGAGGACCCUACUGGUGGCGGGAUCCCGGGGGCUGCCAAUCUUGAGCAGCCGGAGGUGCCAGUGGUGGAGGCGCAGGCGCCGACUAGAGCAGUCGGAGCCGACCAGACGGCGCCAGAGCGGGAGGCUGCCGACUCCACCAUACCGACGGCGGCGGUGACCCAGCAUGUGCCGGGUGCUGGGGCCGGCACUGUCGCCCUGAACCUCACGGUGCAGGAUGUCUUGGACAAGUUUGCCACCCACGACGCCACCCUCCUGAAGGCGAGGAGCGAGAUGGCGGUGAUGCAAACGUCUGUCCAAGAUUACCACAACCUGCGUGCGGCCGCCUUCAACUCACAGAACCAGGCGCUCGCCACCCAGACCCCCGAGUUGCGGAAGAGCCGAGCUGCUGCCCAGCUACGGGGCCGUGUGCAUGAGCUCGAGGGCCAGCUUCAUGCCAAGGAGCUAGAGCGCGACCGGAUCGAGAAGGAGCUAGCCGAUCAGGUGACCCAGCAUGCGGAGGAAAUCCGGCAGCUGAAGGACCAGGAGGAGCUCCUCAGGGCCGAGUUCGAGUCCCAGCGCUUGGGCUGGGCCGACAAGGAGAAGUACCUGUCGGAGGGCUAUGAGGUGAUCGAGGGUCUACUUCAAGAGUUCUUCCCAUACCUCACCGGUGCCAUCGUCCAGGCGAACGAGGUCUUGGAAGGGCUCUGGCCGGGUGUGCAGGUCCCCUGGACUCCCAGCCGGACUGCCGACUGGUUGGAGGUGGCGUGGGAGCGGCUCGACGCAUGGAAAGGCGCCGCGGCACGGGCCGGUGCCAAGGUGGCGCUGGAGUUCGUGAAGGCGUGGUACCUAGGCAUGAGCAUUGCCCAGCUGGCCACCUUCCGCUACGAGGCGGUGCUGAAGUUGGAGCUAGAGCGUGAAGGGAUUGCCAUUCGCGCGUCGACCCUCGCUGAGUACACCGACGGCAGCGUCUUCAUCCUGGAGCGGGUGGAAGACGGCACCGAGGUGCCACUGUCCUGGUUUGGGCUGAACCCAGACGAAGUGGAGAACCCGGCAGAGGAGAUCGCCUCCAACGACAAAGCCGCAGAGGAGGAUGAGGAAGGCAGCAAUGACGCGCUAGAUGACGGAGCGACCAGCCGGAACCGGCCCGAUCCGGCCCCAGCCAGCGAGCAGCGGGAGACCACGUCAGCCGCCGCCGCCGACCAUACCAGGACCAACCAGCCGGAGGCCCCGCCAGCCGGUGCCGCAGCCGCCACUAACUCAUCCGAGCAGCCCGCAGUGAAUCCGGCCUAG
This is a messenger RNA of Aegilops tauschii subsp. strangulata, 1584 nucleotides long. Lineage: Eukaryota; Viridiplantae; Streptophyta; Magnoliopsida; Poales; Poaceae. The record is from RefSeq and is a predicted model, not a curated record.